AUCACAGGGACGUCUACCUGCGGUGGUUACGAGGGCUCGUUGGGAUACGAGGAGAUCGAUGCCGCUACGUUCGCGAAAUGGGGUAUUGACUACCUCAAGUACGACAACUGCAACGUCCCCGAGGCGUGGUUUGACGACUGGAAGUACGUCCCCGAGCUCUGGCUCGGCGGCCCCCCCAACGAGAACCAGGACGACGGCCAACCGCUCAACUCCAAGACGGGCAAGCCCGCGCCCGCCGGGUACGACUGGUCAACGUCGCGGACGGCGGAGCGGUACCGCAUCAUGCGGGACGCGCUCCUCGCGCAGGACCGCUCGAUCCAGUACUCCCUCUGCGCAUGGGGCCACGCGCACGUCGAGGCCUGGGGCAACGAGACGGGCCACAGCUGGCGCAUGUGGGGGGACAUCUACCCGGCGUGGGACGGCCUUCACAAGGGAUCGUGGGGGGUGAUGCCGAUCCUGAACCACGCGGCGUUCUGGGGCGCAGGGAGCACCGGUUUCUGGGGCCGCGGCGACUGGGACAUGCUCGAGGUCGGCAACGGCGGGCUGACGCUCGAGGAGAGCCGGAGCCACUUUGCAUUCUGGGCGGCGCUCAAGAGCCCGCUCAUCAUCGGCACGCGGCUCGAGGGGAUCCGGCCCGAGGUGCUCGCCAUCCUGGCCAACCGGGAGCUCGUGCGGUUCAACCAGGACCCCGUGUUCGGCGGCGCCGCGCGGCCGUACAAGUGGGGCGUCAACCCGGAUGGGGCGUGGAACGCGACGCACCCGGCCGAGUUCUGGUCCGGCGCGUCCGUCGAGGGGACGCACGUGUUCGUGCUCAACACGCUCGCGGGCACGGCGGCCAAAACGGUCGCGUUCCAAGACGUGCCCGAGCUGCUGGAGGCAGGCCGGCGGCGGCGGUACGUCGUGCACGACAUGUGGACGGGAGAGGAUGUGGGCGUGUUCGAGAACGAGUACACGGUCGAGCUGGCGGGCCACGACACGGCGGCGUUGCGGAUCAACGAGGUUAGGUGUGUCGAGAGGCCGGCGCGCACGUGA
Messenger RNA from Colletotrichum navitas, 1032 nucleotides. Its product is annotated as alpha-galactosidase. Gene Ontology annotation, molecular function: alpha-galactosidase activity. Gene Ontology annotation, biological process: oligosaccharide metabolic process; glycoside catabolic process. Gene Ontology annotation, cellular component: cytoplasm. NCBI's taxonomy places the organism in Eukaryota, Fungi, Ascomycota, Sordariomycetes, Glomerellales, Glomerellaceae. The annotation marks the transcript as partial. The record is from RefSeq and is a predicted model, not a curated record. The transcript is spliced from 2 exons.